Dendronephthya gigantea is the source of this 1348-nucleotide messenger RNA. RefSeq names its product EGF-like repeat and discoidin I-like domain-containing protein 3. The coding region runs from base 32 to 1348 and encodes 438 amino acids. The record is from RefSeq and is a predicted model, not a curated record. NCBI's taxonomy places the organism in Eukaryota, Metazoa, Cnidaria, Anthozoa, Malacalcyonacea, Nephtheidae. The transcript has 8 exons.
UUUUUUCCGAUUCUGUCCGAUUAGAAUCGGAAUGGCUGGACGCGGUGCUUUAAGGAUGGAGCUGUACGGUUGUUACGAAUCUUGUUCAAACCCUGCACGACUUAACGUUGCAAAUCGUUCGACGAUCCUUGACAGCCAGUUUGAAGCAUCCACUUAUGAAAAUUCUGUCUUAUCACCACGAAAUGCCAGACUUAGUCCUCCUGCAAGUUGCAAAGGUUGGAGAGCAGGUGAUAAUGAUCAUGAGCCUUGGAUUCAAGUCGAUUUUCUGAGAAGCACAAAGGUUACUGCUGUGUUAACCCAAGGUCGAAGUAGCCACCCCGCUUGGAUAAGCAAGUACGUUUUACUGUUCGGCAACGAUGGGUCGAACUUUUUGGAAGUUCUGGAUGACGACGGUAAACCUAAGGAGUUUCCAGGGAGUGUCACUAAUAACGAUAUUGUCAGGAACACAAUAAAACCAGCGAUUUUCGCACGUUUUGUGCGACUGAAAGGAUUGACAUGGAGCUAUAGUGCUGCAGCAAGAUUGGAAUACGAAGGAUGUCGUAUUGAUAACGACUGGGAAAAUUCCUUUCCGAUUGGUAUGGAAAGUCGCCUUAUCUUGGACGCACAGUUAAGUGCAUCGUCCUCGAAGAGUUCAAGUUUUGCAGCCGCAAACGCACGACUAAACAGCACAAACCCCUCAGUCGGUGGUUGGAUGCCGGCCGAAGACGACCUGGAUCCUUGGCUGCAAGUUGACUUCAUUGGGGAAACAACGGUCACGGCGAUAAGGAUACAAAUGGUGAUCCCAUCUUUCGCUGAAGCGACAUCGUUCAACGUCUCCUAUGGCAACAACGAAAGUAGCUUGGUGAAAUGCAGAGAGAAUGGCCUUUCCAGAAUGAUUUAUGGAGUUGAUUCAACGAAUGGGGACGUCAAAAUCUAUUUACAACCUUCUAUCAGAUCUCGUUACCUUCGAAUGCAUCCGAGUGAUUACUCCCAUUCCAGCGCUAUGAAAUUUGAAUUUUACGGUCACUAUCAAGGUUGUGCGGAGACAGAGGCACUUUUGUCUUCUGACAAAUUUGUUCUCGGCCAAAUAACUGGUUCGUCCAUCAACAAGGCCGCUAAUGAUAAUCCUUUUGUAAGAAUGGAUAUGUCAAGCGCCUGGAUUGCAAAUAAUGAUGACAAUGAUCCAUGGAUUAAAUUUGAUUUUCUUGCACCCACAAAAGUUUGCAGUAUAGAUAGUAAGGGAUACGAUGGUUCCUACGUAGAAACGUUCACCGUCUCGUUCAGUAAUGAUGAUUUACACUAUCAGUUCUAUGAAGAAGAUGGCCGUCGUAAGACAUCGACUGGUUUAAUGAAUACGAUCUUGGAAUGA